This is a messenger RNA of Betta splendens (Siamese fighting fish), 575 nucleotides long. RefSeq names its product gastrotropin-like. The transcript is spliced from 4 exons. Lineage: Eukaryota; Metazoa; Chordata; Actinopteri; Anabantiformes; Osphronemidae. Gene Ontology annotation, biological process: fatty acid transport. Gene Ontology annotation, molecular function: fatty acid binding. Bases 93 to 476 code for a protein of 127 amino acids. The record is from RefSeq and is a predicted model, not a curated record. Gene Ontology annotation, cellular component: cytosol; nucleus.
AUAGUGAGCGGCCUCUGUCUCGGUACCUUGUGCCUCCUUCAGCUCCUCUCGGCACCUCUGCUGUUACGCCUGCACCCACCUACUCCUCCAAAAUGGCCUUCGCUGGAAGAUGGGAAACGGAGACCCAGGAGGGAUACGACGAAUUCUGCAAGCUGCUCGGGAUCCCUAACGACGUCAUGGAGAGGGGCCGCGACUACAAGCUAAUCACAGAGGUAACCCAGGAGGGCAAUGACUUCUCCUGGACCCAAAUCUACCCCAAAAACCACAAGAUCACCAACCACUUCACCAUCGGCAAGGAGAGCGACAUGGAGACUGUUGGGGGGAAGAAAUUUAAGGCCACUGUGCACAUGGAGGCAGGCAAACUGAGCGUGACCUUCCCCAACUACCACCACACCUCCGAGAUCAGUGGAGGCAAGCUUGUGGAGACCUCCAAAGCUGGUUCUGUGGUCCUGAAGAGGACCAGCAAGAAGAUCUAGCGUUUGCCAUGUACAGUUCUAAUAGAGAAAGACCCCAAAACUGUAGGCACUUAAUAAACUAAGGCUAUGAUAUCCUCAUGAUUGUGUCUGUUAUGUCUA